UGGAGUAUCCUUACUUCCAAUAAUACGCUGUACAUAAGCAGGCCUUACUGAGCUGUCUUUUCCACCACAAUUCUGAAGACUUUGUCUGCCAUGCUCAGUUCCCUCUUUCACCUUUAAUUACUCUCUCUGUUUUACCCCUCUAGCAUCUCUUCCACUCUCCCUAAGUAAGGCUUCAAUUGCCUGCCCAAAACAGUUCAAUUUUAAUCCCACUCUCCUUUUCAUACCCUACAUAAACACUCUACUAGCUACACUGUAAAAUUGCAGUGAAUAGCCAAAACACCACCUAUACUUACUAAACCAACUCUUUCUUCAAGAUAAGCCACCCCCUUCUCCUUUUUUACAACAUAAAACCAAAUACUAGUACUAAUGUGAAGAUAUUAUUAUGGCAUAUUGGAGAUGAAGGAGCGUCAAAGGUGGAGGCCAGAAGAAGAUGCAUUACUAAGAGCUUAUGUAAAGCAAUAUGGACCUAAAGAAUGGAAUCUCAUAUCCAAACGCAUGGGUAAAACACUUGACAGAGACCCAAAAUCUUGUCUUGAACGUUGGAAAAACUACUUGAAACCUGGAAUAAAGAAAGGAUCUUUAACCCCAGAAGAACAAAAUCUUGUUAUCUCACUUCAAGCAAAGUAUGGCAACAAGUGGAAGAAAAUAGCUAAUGAAGUACCUGGUCGUACUGCUAAAAGAUUAGGAAAAUGGUGGGAAGUUUUCAAAGAAAAACAACUUAAGAAAUCACAACAACGUCAAGAAUACAUUGAGUCACCUGCUAUUUCAGCUGUUUCUGGUUGUGGGUCACCGGAAGGAGCAGUUUCCGGUAAGUAUGAUCAUAUAUUAGACACUUUUGCUGAGAAGUAUGUACAACCGAAGUUAUUUGCUUUUCAACCCCAUUUACCUUUGCCAAAUAUCAUGCCAAAUCUUGAACCGCCACCUGUUCUUUCUUUAAACCCGGUUUGUAUGACUGAACCGGUUAAUUCCACUACCAUUCCACCGUGGAUGAACUCAGCAGCAUCUUCUUCAUCAACCCCAUCUGUUAGUCUCACACUUACACCUUCUGAACCGGCUUUGCAUGUGCAUGAACCGGUUCACCCGGAUUUGGGUUUGACAGGCCGGUUCUAUCCGGUUCAGCAACUUGGUACUUUAGUUCAGUACUGUAAAGAGCUGGAAGAAGGAAGACAGAACUGGUUACAACAUAAAAAAGAGGCAACUUGGAGGCUGAACCGGCUAGAGCAGCAAUUAGAGUCAGAGAAGGCUAGAAGAAGAAGGGAGAAAAUGGAGGAAAUAGAAGCAAAGAUGAGGUGUUUACAUGAAGAGGAAAUGGCUUUUCUUGGAAGGGUAGAGAGGGAAUAUAGAGAUCAACUUAGUGCAUUACAGAGAGAUGCUGAGGCUAAAGAAGCAAAGUUAAUGGAAGCUUGGAGUAGUAAGCAAAUGAAGUUGACUAAACUUAUUGAAAAAACUGGAUUUCAUUGUCAUGAUGGUGGGGUUGGAAAUAUUGUAUCCAUAGAUCAGCAUUAGUGAUGUCUGGCUUUUUAGAAACUAUUGUUGUUGCUACUAUCAAAUUAGUUUUCAGGGUUAUGGCUUUUUCAUGUUCUCAAAGUAGUGAUCCUAGAUCUGAUUCUGUAGAUCAAGUCUGCAUAGAUAAAACUUGUUUAUUUAGUCA
Molecule: messenger RNA, 1651 nt
Organism: Lycium ferocissimum
Lineage: Eukaryota; Viridiplantae; Streptophyta; Magnoliopsida; Solanales; Solanaceae
Product: protein rough sheath 2 homolog
Exons: 1
Coding region: 397-1506 (369 amino acids)
Source: RefSeq, a predicted model, not a curated record